This is a messenger RNA of Fonsecaea nubica, 408 nucleotides long. RefSeq lists its product as hypothetical. NCBI's taxonomy places the organism in Eukaryota, Fungi, Ascomycota, Eurotiomycetes, Chaetothyriales, Herpotrichiellaceae. The record is from RefSeq and is a predicted model, not a curated record. The transcript is spliced from 3 exons. Gene Ontology annotation, molecular function: oxidoreductase activity. The coding region runs from base 1 to 408 and encodes 135 amino acids.
AUGUCGCUGCAAAAGGUCUGUCGCAUAUCUGUGCUUGUCACGAAGCGAACCGGCAUCACCGACGAAGAAUUUCAUAGUUAUUGGGCAAAUGGCCAUGGGCCCCUCGUCGCGCCAAUGCUCAUCAAGUAUGGCAUUCUCAAGUACACACAGUACCAUAUGACGCCCGAAUACAAAGCCAAGGGCGCGGCCAUUGGCAUGCCAUCGCCUUACGACGGCAUUGCCGAAUUCCUGGUGAACAAAUAUGAGGAUAUGUCCGAUUUCUUCAGCGACCCAGAAUACAUGGUGAAGAUCCGUCCGGAUGAGGCCAAAUUCGUCGACAUUGACAAGAUCGUGUUCAAUGUCGGCGUGGACUACGUGCAGAUCAACGACAACAAGUUUGUUGAGCACGAAGGCCCCAGUUCCUUCUAA